Molecule: messenger RNA, 1977 nt
Organism: Gadus macrocephalus (Pacific cod)
Lineage: Eukaryota; Metazoa; Chordata; Actinopteri; Gadiformes; Gadidae
Gene: acsm3
Product: acyl-CoA synthetase medium chain family member 3
Exons: 14
Coding region: 164-1936 (590 amino acids)
Biological process (GO): acyl-CoA metabolic process; fatty acid biosynthetic process
Cellular component (GO): mitochondrial matrix
Molecular function (GO): fatty acid ligase activity; fatty-acyl-CoA synthase activity
Source: RefSeq, a predicted model, not a curated record
CUUAACACCACUGAAGAAGAGGCGGGGCGUGAAGUAUUGUGUGCACGUAAAUUAUUGACUCAAUGUUUUGGUGAUAUGGGAUUUGGAUUAGACAUUGUUCUCAUGCAAAGUAUGUUCAGACCAACAAACGACCCACGCGGAGGGUUAUUCUGAGUAUUUCGAGAUGAAGAGACUAGUUGACCUACGUUUUAUUCUUAAGGAGCUAACCAGGAGCCACCCGAGAAUAAUAACCAGAGACAGCCAUACACACAAGGCAUGUCAUCCUAAAAACUUUACUGACUAUGACACUAUUAAACAUGAAUUCAAAUUCCCCCAAAUCUCUGGGCAUUUUAAUUUUGCAGAAGAUGUUUUAGACAAGUGGGCAGAAAAAGAAAAGGCGGGCGGCAGAGCAUCUAACCCCGCGCUCUGGUGGGUAGAUGGCCAGAGAAGGGAGGUUCAGUGGAGCUUUGAGGAGCUGGGCUUCCACUCUAGGAAACUGGCCAAUGUCUUCACUGAGCUCUGUCAGCUCAGGCAACAGGACCGCGUCUUCCUGAUGCUGCCCAGGAUUCCAGAGUGGUGGCUGGUUAAUAUCGCAUGCCUCAGAACAGGCACUGUGCUUCUGCCAGGGACCUGUCAGCUGACUGCCAGAGACAUACUUCACCGGCUGCGCACCUCCGGGGCCAAAUGUGUGGUCACAGACGAGUUCCUGGCCCCGCUGGUGGACGAGGUGGCCCCCCAGUGCCCUGCCCUGAACUGUAAAAUAAUAGUGUCUCACUCCAACAGCAGGCAGGACGGCUGGAGAAACCUCCAGGAUCUGAUGAGCAACGUGUCCAGCGACCAUGUCUGUGUGAAGACCCCCAGAGAUGACCCCAUGAGCAUCUUCUUCACCAGCGGCACAACAGGGUCUCCUAAAAUGACCCAGCACAGCCAAUGCAGCUUUGGGAUCGGCCUGACUGUCAAUGGAAAGUACUGGCUUGACCUGACGGCCAGGGACGUGCUGUGGAACACGUCCGACACAGGGUGGGCCAAAACGGCCUGGAGCAGCGUGUACGGCGCCUGGAUCCAGGGGUCCUGCGUCUUCGUCCACCGCAUGCCCCGCUUUGACACCUCCACCGUGCUCGAGACAUUGUCCAAGUUUCCCAUCACCACGUUCUGCACUGCUCCGACGGCCUACCGCAUGCUCAUUCAAGAAGAUAUGUCAGAGUACAGCUUUGGGUCGUUGCAGCACUGUGUGUGUGCCGGGGAACCCAUUAACCCAGAGGUAAUGCAGAAGUGGAAGGAGGCCACCGGACUGCAUAUCUAUGAAGGAUAUGGACAGACGGAAACGGUCCUGAUUGCCGGUACCUUUAAGGGGAUGGACAUCAAGCCGGGGUCAAUAGGAAAGGCAUCCCCAGCAUAUGAUGUGCAGAUUGUGGAUGACGAAGGUACUCCCCUGUCCAAAGGAACAGAGGGCAACAUUGGUAUCAGAGUCAAACCAGACAAGCCCUUUAGUCUCUUUACUGAAUACACAGGGGAUCCGGAGAAGACGGCAGAGUGUUACCGGGCAGACUUCUACCUGACCGGAGACAGGGGGUACAUGGACGAGGACGGCUACCUGUGGUUUGUGGGACGCGCCGACGAUGUCAUCCUUUCGGCUGGGUACCGGAUUGGUCCGUUUGAAGUGGAGAACGCUCUGAUUGAACAUGAGGCCGUCGCAGAGUCGGCGGUGGUGAGCAGCCCAGACCCAAUCAGAGGAGAGGUGGUGAAGGCGUUCAUCGUCUUGACGGCCGAAUACGAGUCUCACGAUAAAAGCCGGCUGGUGGCAGACCUGCAGACGCAUGUCAAACAGGUCACGGCACCGUACAAGUACCCACGCAAGAUUGAGUUUGUGGAGCAGCUGCCAAAGACCAUAAGUGGCAAGAUUAGAAGAGUGGAGUUACGCAAGAGAGAAUGGAGCACCAAACCGGAGGCUGAAUGAUACUACAAUUUUAUGCAGCAUAUAUAUAUUCUCAAAUACAA